Suncus etruscus (white-toothed pygmy shrew) is the source of this 783-nucleotide messenger RNA. RefSeq names its product glutathione peroxidase 1 (gene GPX1). Lineage: Eukaryota; Metazoa; Chordata; Mammalia; Eulipotyphla; Soricidae. The coding region runs from base 76 to 783 and encodes 235 amino acids. The transcript is spliced from 2 exons. Gene Ontology annotation, molecular function: glutathione peroxidase activity. Gene Ontology annotation, cellular component: cytosol; mitochondrion. The record is from RefSeq and is a predicted model, not a curated record. Gene Ontology annotation, biological process: hydrogen peroxide catabolic process; response to selenium ion; response to hydrogen peroxide.
GUCCCCGGGCCUGCUAAAAGGCGGCGCCGCGCCCCGGCCGGCUUCCCCCCUGCUCGCAGGCACGCUCGGACGGCCAUGUGCGCAGCUCCGGCCAUGGCGGCGGCCCAGCGCUCGGUGCACGCCUUCUCGGCGCGCCUGCUGGCGGGCGGGGAGCCGGUGGGCCUGGGCUCGCUGCGGGGCAAGGUGCUGCUCAUCGAGAACGUGGGCGUCGCUCUGAGCACCACGGUGCGCGACUACACGCCAGAUGAACGAGGCUGCAGCGGCGCUUCGGGCCGCGGGGCCUGGUGGUGCUUCGGCUUCCCCUGCAACCAGUUCGGACACCAGGAGAAUGCCAAGAACGAUGAGAUCCUGAACUGCCCUCAAGCACGUGCGCCCCGGCGGCGGGUUCGAGCCCAACUUCAUGCUCUUCGAGAAGUGCGAGGUGAACGGCGCCGUGCGCGCUCCCCCUCUUCGCCUUACUGCGGGAGGCGCUGCCCGCGCCCAGCGACGACCCAACGCGCUCAUGACCGACCCCAAAGCUCAUCACCUGGUCGCCCCGUGUGCCGCAACGACGUGGCCUGGAACUUUGAGAAGUUCCUGGUGGGCCCCGACGCGUGCCGGUGCGCAGGUACAGCCGCCGCUUCCCCACCCAUCGACCUGGAGUCCGACAUCGAAGGCCCUGCAGUCCCCAGGAGCCGCGCUCCGCCUAGGGUGUCCUUGCCGGGGUGGUGGGGUGCCCUCCCUCCGGCAGGCGCCUGUGAGGCCCGCUCUUUGGGGCUUUCUUCCAUGAAGGUGUUUCUCUAA